GAUUAUUUGGAUGGCUGGAUGGCAAAAGUAUGCGAAAAACGCUGCGUUUUAAUCAGUUUUCCUUCUACCAGAUUCUAAUAUAUGGCAAGCUGGCAACGGAACCACGCGGGGAAAUUUUUAGAAUCCCGGUUAAACUUUCUCGAGAAAAUUGAAAGGAAAGAACAAAGAAUUGAGAAGCAGAUGCUGAAAAAGAAGAAUUUCAGGAAGAGAACUUUUGAGGAAGAAGACGGCCAGAACAACAAAAACAACGCAUCAGAUGACGAAGAAGAGAGGAGAUUGGCACUAGAAGAAGUGAAAUUCCUACAGAAACAGAGGGAAAGGAAAUCAGGAAUCCCUGCAAUUCCAUCGGUGCAAAGUGGGAAUUUAGUUCCCAAGAAAGUAAUUGAAAAGAACGAUGGAGACGGAGAGAAAGAAGAGCUUGUUCUUCAAGAUACUUUCGCUCAGGAAACUGCCGUUAUGGUUGAAGAUCCCAACAUGUUGAAUUAUGUUGAGCAAGAAUUGGCAAAGAAAAGAGGCAAGAACAUUGAUGCAACAAAUCAAGUUGAAAAUGACUUAAAGCGAGCUGAAGACGAACUGUACCAAAUUCCUGAGCAUCUUAAAGUGAAAAGAAGAAAUUCGGAAGAAAGCUCUACUCAGUGGACUACUGGAAUUGCGGAGGUUCAGCUGCCCAUUGAAUACAAACUGAGAAAUAUUGAGGAAACAGAGGCUGCUAAAAAACUUCUACAGGAGAAACGGCUAAUGGGCCGGGCGAAAUCAGAAUUUAGCAUCCCAUCAAGUUAUAGUGCAGAUUAUUUUCAACGUGGUAGGGAUUAUGCUGAGAAACUUCGAAGAGAUCAUCCUGAGUUGUACAAGGACAGAAGUUCACAAGAUGAUGGUGCUGGACCCAAACCAACUGAAAAUAACACUGAUGCAACUCGUAGAGAAGCUGCAACAGAUGAGUUCAUGCUAGAGCGUUUCCGGAAACGAGAACGUCAUCGGGUAAUGCGGAGAUAGCAUCCACUUUUUGUUAAGCGUGGUUUUCUUGGUAGUCCUGAUGCUCUGUAAUCUUACCUGCAAUAUUUAAGGGAUUUAGGAGUUUCUAAGGUAAGAACGUAUAAUGAGACUCGAAUUGGUCAGCCCUCAUUCUAGCGAAUUCUCGAAACAGGCUAAUUAUUCAAUACAUUGUUUUGGUUCGUCUGUUUCACCACAAAAUAUUUCUUAGCAGCUGCCUCGGCACUUACAUCUCAAUAUUGCUGAUUUUAUGUAUGCAUUUUCCAAAUGAACAUGCAGAUGUAACAUAAUUGUAGCAGGGAUAUUUUGAUGUCUAUGUAUUUAUUUUGUUGGACAAAAGCAGUUUCCUUAAUCAUCUCAUUUUCUGGA
This is a messenger RNA of Jatropha curcas, 1359 nucleotides long. RefSeq names its product integrator complex subunit-like protein. Gene Ontology annotation, biological process: mRNA splicing, via spliceosome. The record is from RefSeq and is a predicted model, not a curated record. Gene Ontology annotation, cellular component: spliceosomal complex. Lineage: Eukaryota; Viridiplantae; Streptophyta; Magnoliopsida; Malpighiales; Euphorbiaceae.